Phodopus roborovskii (desert hamster) is the source of this 927-nucleotide messenger RNA. Its product is annotated as olfactory receptor 14A2. Bases 1 to 927 code for a protein of 308 amino acids. The transcript has a single exon. The record is from RefSeq and is a predicted model, not a curated record. Gene Ontology annotation, cellular component: membrane. Gene Ontology annotation, biological process: G protein-coupled receptor signaling pathway. NCBI's taxonomy places the organism in Eukaryota, Metazoa, Chordata, Mammalia, Rodentia, Cricetidae. Gene Ontology annotation, molecular function: G protein-coupled receptor activity; odorant binding; olfactory receptor activity.
AUGCCUAACUUCACUAGAAUAACAAAAUUCAAUCUUACGGAAUUUUCAGAAAUCCAGGAGCUACAGACUGUCUGUGGAGUGUUCUUCUUGGUAAUGUACCUAGAAAUCCUGAUGAGUAACUUCCUCAUCAUCACUCUAAUUACCCUGGAUCUGAAGCUCCAAACACCCAUGUACUUCUUUCUUAAGAAUUUGUCCCUGUUAGACAUUUUCCUUAUGUCUGUCUCAAUCCCAAGUUUCUUUGUCAAUAGUAUAACUCACAUCAAUUCCAUUUCUAUUCUAGGUUGUGCCUUCCAGAUAUUUUUCAUGACUUCCUUUUCAGCAAGUGAGACAGUUAUCCUGACUGCCAUGUCCUAUGAUCGCUACAUUGCCAUCUGUUGUCCCCUGCACUAUGAGUUAAUUAUGAGUAGUUGUACCUGUGUGUUGAUGAUGUGUGUUUCCUGGGCUACUGGGCUACUAUUUGGGAUUCUAUACAUAGAUGGCAUGUUUUCCAUGAAUUUCUGUGGCUCCAAUGUGAUCCUACAGUUUUUCUGUGAUGUUCCCUCAUUGUUAAGGAUUUCCUGCUCUAAAACUCCUGUGGUCAUUUAUGCAAGUCUUGGGCUUGGUAUGUUUCUUGGCAUGUCUUGCUUUAUCUGUGUGGUGAUCUCUUACUUUUACAUUUUCUCCACUGUGAUGAAGAUUCCUACAACUAAAGGUCAGUCCAAAGCAUUUGCCACAUGCAUCCCCCACCUCACUGUUUUUACAAUUUUCAUAGCUACUGCUUGUUUUGUUUAUCUGAAGCCACCCUCAAAAUCACCAUCAGUUGCAGAUAAACUCUUUUCUGUGCUCUACACUGUGUUGCCUCCAGCUCUUAAUCCUGUGAUCUACAGCCUGAGGAACAAUGACAUUAAAUGUGCUCUAAGGAGGUUACAGAAAAUUCUCUGCACAUGA